AAAGUUUCCGGACGGUGACACGAUCAUAAGUGAGUCGUGGGUGACGAUGGGAUUGAUGUGUAUAUAAGAACAACAUGUAAUCCAUCAACUAUCUUAAUCGCAUCAUCAGAUUCUCUACAGACAAAGCGAUUUCCACCACCUCAAAACUCCUUUCAAAAUUCAUCGCAAUCAUGACCGGUAUGAGAGUUGCUCAAUUGUUGGAGCAAGGAAAGCCUUUGAAAGUCACGACCAUUGAGAAGCCAACUCCAGGACCAAAAGAUGUUCUCGUCAAAGUCGAGGCCGCUUGUCUUGUUCCAAACAGUGCCAAUGUCAUAACAAAAGGUCCAGGCCUUUAUUUUACCUUGCCGGAGUUACCAAGUGUUUUCGGUUUGGAUGCUGCCGGUGUUAUUGAAGCUGUGGGAGAAAAUGUUGUUGGGCUAAAGGUCGGGGAUCGAGUUUAUGUCGACCCGUACAUAAGUUGUGGCUCCUGCAAACCAUGUCGAAAGGGGAGGAAGGAUUUAUGUGUCUCGGCAUGCCUACGUGCGUACUUCGGAAGUGCAACCCCAGAAGGAAAGGUAGUUCUUAACCAGUAUCCCAUUGGUUCACUUUCACAAUACUUGUUAUCACCUGAUGCCAAUAUUGCCGUGAUCCCUCCCUCGAUCGACAUCAACACCGCAGCUCGAUUUGGCUACAUCGGUACUUCGUACGCAGGUCUGAAGAAAUGUGGAAUGGGACCUGGAAAGACACUUGUAAUCAACGGUGUGACAGGUACUUUAGGAUAUGCCGCCGUAGCGAUUGCUCUUGGUUUUGGUUGUACAAAGAUUCUGGGCAUCGGACGCAAUAAAGAACGUCUCGCUGAGAUCGAAGGAAUGGCUACGGAGGGACGUAUUGCUGUCCGUUUCACUGAAGAUGAGGGAGAUCUCAUCCAAUGGAUUAAGGAACAAACGAAUGGAUCAGGUCCCGAUGGUCUUUAUGAUUGUCUUGGUAAUGGUGGUGAUGUAGACGGUACCGCUAAACUGAUCAGCGCUAUGAAGCGUGGUGGAAGAGUAGCAUUGGCUGCUGGUGGAGUACCUGGUGAUAUCACUCACACUUACGCCGAACUCAUGAUGCAGGACGUUAGUGUUAACGGGACACUGUGGUUUACCAGCGAGGAGAUAGAUGAGUGCAUCGAGUUGAUUGGAGCGGGAGUCAUUGACUUCUCAUUCCUCAAACACAAAUUCUUCUCAUUGGAUGAGGUCAAUGAUGCGUUCAAGACUGUAGGAGACCGUCCUGGUGGAGCUUUGAAUGUUAUUGUACAGCCACAGGCAUAGAACCAACUUCAUAGAAGAACGGUUUAGAUAGAAAAUGAUACAACGCACUUAUAUCUCCUUUAACAUUCAUCCUGAUUUCACAAAACUGUGUCUGUCAGAACUAAACCUCUUAGUGGUGCUUAGUCAAAACAUAAAAUCAACCCCAUCACUACG
Messenger RNA from Botrytis sinoallii, 1442 nucleotides. RefSeq lists its product as uncharacterized. Gene Ontology annotation, molecular function: oxidoreductase activity. The record is from RefSeq and is a predicted model, not a curated record. Lineage: Eukaryota; Fungi; Ascomycota; Leotiomycetes; Helotiales; Sclerotiniaceae. The transcript has 2 exons. The coding region runs from base 171 to 1289 and encodes 372 amino acids.